Pangasianodon hypophthalmus (striped catfish) is the source of this 3485-nucleotide messenger RNA. It is a transcript of the gene ush1ga, whose product is annotated as Usher syndrome 1Ga (autosomal recessive). Bases 552 to 1973 code for a protein of 473 amino acids. Gene Ontology annotation, molecular function: protein binding. Gene Ontology annotation, biological process: sensory perception of sound; equilibrioception; sensory perception of light stimulus. The record is from RefSeq and is a predicted model, not a curated record. The transcript is spliced from 4 exons. NCBI's taxonomy places the organism in Eukaryota, Metazoa, Chordata, Actinopteri, Siluriformes, Pangasiidae.
UACAGGACAUCUACAAGAACCGGACCUCAGUCAUCCAGUACACAAGCUCUUCUCCAGAGUGCCAUCUGGCAAAUGCUGUAGGAGUGUCCAGUCACAGAGAAGCAGGCUAAAGAACACUUUUACCUGCAGGCUGUUAGGUUCCUAAAUAGCCUUGUAGGCCUGUUCACUUCCCUUCCCAGUGGCACUGAGGCACUUUACAUACACAGCUCUUUCCACUGCUUGGUCACUUCACACACACUUUAGCACAGUGUAAAAUACCUGCUUAGUCUUGUGCUCAGUUUGUGCCUACACACUGUAUGAUGAUUUCAACAUGAAUAAUGACGUGGGGGAAAAUAGUGAUGGAAUCUCGCUGACAUGGAGACCACGCCGCUGCUCAGGCCACGCCCCCAGGCGCGAGUGCGUCUCCGGUGUCCAUGGAAACCGUCGCGAGCGUUCCCAGGCCGCUCGGUGCACACGGCCUUAGCGAAAGACGCUUGCCGUCCAGUGCCGAUGACUCCCGAAGACUGGGAGUAAAAACUCAAGCAUAAUGGAGGCCGAAGUGCGAGAGCAACAUGAAUGACAAGUACCACAGGGCAGCGCGAGAUGGCUACCUGGACCUGCUGAAAGAGGCCACGCGGAAGGACCUGAACGCGCCGGAUGAAGAUGGCAUGACACCGACGCUCUGGGCCGCGUACCACGGCAACCUGGACGCGCUCAGGCUCAUCGUGGCCAGAGGAGGGAAUCCUGAUAAGUGUGAUAUAUGGGGGAACACGCCGCUCCACCUGGCCGCUUCCAAUGGCCAUCUCAACUGCCUGUCCUUCUUGGUGUCCUUUGGUGCAAACACAUGGUGUUUAGACAAUGACUACCACACGCCUCUGGACAUGGCUGCCACCAAGAACCACAUGGACUGUGUACGCUACCUGGACUCCAUUGCUGCCAAGCAGACAGCUCUCAACCCCAAGCUGGUGGCCAAGUUGAAAGACAGAGCCUUCCGUGAUGCCGAACGUCGCAUCAAAGACUGUGUCAAGAUGCAGCGCAAGCACCACCGCCGCAUGGAGCGCAAGUUCCAGAAGGAAGCCACAGAUGCUUCGCUUUCUGAUGCCAUGAGCUUCUCCAGCUACACCAGCAGCACUUUUAGCCGCAAGCUGCACCCCUUCAACACUGCCACCAGUGUGCCAUACUCACAGGCUACCCUCCAUGCCACAGCCAGAGGCAAAACCAAGAUCCAGAAGAAGUUGGAAAAGAAGAAGCAGGGUGAUGGGACCUUCAAGAUCUAUGAGGAUGGAAGGAAGAGUGUGCGCUCUCUUUCUGGUCUACAGCUGGGUAAUGAUGUCAUGUUCCUAAAGCAGGGUACCUACGUAAACCCAAAAGACCGUGGUCGGCGAAAUGUCCGUGAUAUGUUCCCACGGGACAAUGAGGAUGCCAUCUCGCGUGCCAUCAGCGAGCCGGACCUGCAUGGGGCAGACAUGGACCACUCAGAGAUCAGCACUGACUCGGGCCAUGACUCGCUUUUCAACCGGCCAGGCCUGGGUACCAUGGUCUUCCGGCGGAACUAUGUGAGCGGGGGACUCUUUGACAUAGGCUCUCGUGAUGAGGGCAGCAUGGCCGGCAGUGCAAGGGCACCAAAUGUCCGUCUGCGCAGCCGUCUUCAGCGAUCUCCCAGCGUAGAUGAGGAUAGUAUCGGCAGUGCUCGAAGCCUCCAGGCAAGGAACAUGGAGGAGCUUCCCUGGGAUGAGGUGGAAUUAGGACUGGAUGAUGACGAUGAGCCAGAGAGUAGUCCACUUGAGGUAUUCCUGGCUGCACAGUACAUGAACGAGUUCAUCCCUAUUUUUAAGCGAGAGAAGAUUGACCUGGAUGCACUGCUGCUGUGCUCUGACAGUGACCUCAAAAGCAUCCACAUUCCCUUGGGACCUCGUAAAAAGAUCAUUGAUGCGUGCAAGAGACGCUUGGACACCAUUGAGGAUCCCGACAGCAUAGAAGACACAGAGUUAUAGCACAAAGGACUUGUUACUCUGUGAUUUUGGCCAUACCGAUGGUACGUCGCAAUUCACGUGCAACAGGACAGACAGACGCUCACGCUGAACGGAAGUGUAACCCUUGUGUGGAUUUCAAACAAACAAUGGUGCAUGUCUCAUUACCAUAGGAAUAAAUUUUGAAUAUGACAAUAAUACCUCCUUGACUGGCACACACAAUGAAGCAUGCAGGCCAGCAGUAACAGCUGAAUCAAGCUGAGGUUCCAUGAUUGCCAUACAUAACAGUAAAAAUCCUGCUGAAAUCCCUGAUGAAGUCAGACCCAAUCAGCAUCAUUCUCAUUAUGUCUGCCCCUGUGGGGCAUGAGUCUUAGUGCCUGUGCUUCCAGUGCAUGCACAUAUCUCUGUUAAUUGUAAUUUCAUGCAUGAUGUAUUGUAUUAUAAGAUAUUUUUAUGACAAACUCAGAAGAUUAUGCUGAAUAUGAGGCAUGCAUAGGCAGAUUUGAAAAGCUUGGGUUUCAAAUCCAGGAACUUUUUACACACUGCCUGUCAAACACAGAUUAUAGGUCGCCAAUAUACAUGGCAACAAAUGUGGGAACCCUGUCUAUACAGGUCAGUGAAUGCCUGAACUUUUUGACCUCCAUUAGUUUGUUUACAUUUGUCAAGCCAUACUUAUGUUAAAGAUUUGGGGCAUAGGUAUUUUUGGUGGUACAUAAAUGGUACUUCUUGCUGAUUUCUGUUUUUCUCUUUGUUUUUUGUUUUUUUUUUCACUCAUGCCAUAUUGCUACAGAGAAAUUUUCUUUCAACAUGCUAUUAAUCUCACAUAAACCUAUGUAUAUUUGGUAUACAAUACAUGUAUAGAUUUCAGUACAUUCCAACCCAAAUAGUAUGUGCUAUUUCUUGUACAUAACUUUUGUUCAUGUGUUUUAUAUAAUUUCAUAAAAUGUAGCAAUAAAAGAGGCAAACUAGCACUGAAAAUCCAUGAAAUUUUGUAUUAUUUUUAUGGGCAUACUUGAAGACAAUAAACUUGUAAUAUGGCUGUUUCAGUGAACAGUUUUGUAAGAGUAGCUCAUGUAGAGUUUUUAUAUGUCAGAAAAUAACAAAACCAUAAUGGAAUAAACACUCUAUACAUUUAAAACUAUUAAAAAAAACUAUAUAUAGAUUAUAUCCUCUAUAUACGGUAUAUUCUAAUGUACAGAUCUGUAUGUACGAAACUGUUGUAUUGGCUAGGAGUGUCAAUAAAUGUGUGGAGAAACAUAACAGAUGCAGGUGCUUCCAGAAGUUUACUGCAUGAUAUUAAACGAUUAACCAUUAACAUUAACCAUUAACCAUUAAAUGAUUAACAUCCUAACAUGCUCUGUGACUUGUACAAAAAUUCUAAUCAGACCCAGUAGACCUUGAUUUUGGACCAAGAUGGCAAGAGAAAAAGAUCUGCGUGACUUUGAAAGAGGGUUUAUUAUUUUCACACCCAUAUGUGGUUCUUCUCCAAACUCCCAAGCUGUUGCCUCAAAGUUGGAAUCACACAGAUAUCUUUGU